Molecule: messenger RNA, 2469 nt
Organism: Micropterus dolomieu (smallmouth bass)
Lineage: Eukaryota; Metazoa; Chordata; Actinopteri; Centrarchiformes; Centrarchidae
Product: olfactory receptor 10J4-like
Exons: 1
Coding region: 1322-2248 (308 amino acids)
Biological process (GO): G protein-coupled receptor signaling pathway
Cellular component (GO): membrane
Molecular function (GO): olfactory receptor activity; G protein-coupled receptor activity
Source: RefSeq, a predicted model, not a curated record
CAUUGUGAAACCUCAAUCAUUGGAACCCCUUGGGGGGAAAUGAAAACCACCACCCGGUCUGCCACUCCACAAGUACUGUCCCCCGAUGUCCACGUGAGAUUGAAGAUGUGUGUCAGCCAGGCCUUUUCCUUCCUGAGUUGUCCAAUGGUUGCCGGAACGUCCUUGAGGCCAACUUAAAGUCCUUCUCUACAGUCUCCCCAAACUCCUUCCACACCCAGGUUUUUGCUUCAAAAGUAUGUCCUGCUAUUUGGGCCAUAAGCACAGACAGCGCUGACAGCCUUCCUCUAUCUGAAGUUAGUCCAUAAAAAACAAUCCCCUUAAACUCCAACAAAGUGCUGCUCAGUCUAGGAGUGAUUAUCCUCACACUUGCCUGCUCCAUAUCCAGGAGUUUGGUUCUAGGGCCAGUGUUGUGCGCACAGUUUAGUCAAACUACUGUAUGUCCAGUUGGUGUUACUCAACCUCCUCCACUAGUUCAGGCUGCUUCUCUACCAAAGAGAAGACAAACAAUGAGGCCAAAGCCUGGUUGCAUGAGAGUACCCCAGUAGUGGUCUUCAUUUGGUCUUCAAAUUGCUUGUAGUCUGGCUUUAGUUUUUAUUUUUAACUCAGACUAUUUGGCCACGAGAAAUCCUUCCAGAAGCUUCUGAACCAAAAAACAACACAGCUUUUUAGGGAGAUGGGAACAGGUAAACCCUUUCACAAAUGUGUGGCUGCCAGAUUCAUUCUGAUGGAUAAAUGAUAACACAAAAAUGGACGCACAUAUGAUUGAUCAAUCUCUUUUGACUGGUAUAUAAACCUCUGAGGAAGAAGGGCUGAUGCCCACAGCUAGACAGCGGCUGGAGGGGAAGUCCAAAGCCUAAAAUCUAACUACCAUAAAACACAUGAUCUACUAAAUAUACCUUUUCUUUUUUAUUAAGCUAUCUUGCCAAUAUUUUAACCUCCUUAACAGUUUUUCUGUCAGUUAGAAAUCAGUAAGAAUAUUUGAGUUCUUUGUUAAUGAGGUCAGCCUGCUUCUGUGGGCGUCUCUGACUUUGAAAGCUUUAAGACGCAGAAGCAGAGUUUCAGUUCAGUUGGGAGGAACUCAGUCUGUCUACAGCAGGACAGCAGAUGAAUGUAAAGAUUCAUACAAUGUCAAACUGUUUAGUUUCUUACAUUCUGUUGACUUAAAUCCGAGAAUGGUGAGUGUAAGGUAUUUGCUCAUGAAAAUUCACUUAUUUUAGUUUAGAUUACUGGAUGUGUGGAAAUGUAAUAUGAUUGGUGCACCUAGUUCUACCUGUAAACAGUGUUUAUUUUUUUAUUUAUUUUACAAGCCCAAAACAGCAUCAUGGUAAACUCAACAAAUUAUUCAUACUUUGUAUUCAGUGCCUACUUUUACAGUGACAAUUUUAAAUAUUUAUAUUUUGUGAUUGUCAUGAUGUUAUAUAUGUUAAUUGUUGCUGUCAACACAUUUCUCAUUGUGGUUAUCUGUAUGAACAGAAGCUUACAUGAACCUAUGUACCUUUUUCUGUGCAGCCUGUUUGUAAAUGAGCUGUAUGGUAGUACAGGGUUGUUUCCAUUCCUUCUGCUUCAGAUUCUCUCUGACAUUCACACUGUUUCUGCUCCCUUUUGUUUCCUGCAGAUUUUCUGUUUAUUUACAUACGCAAGUGUAGAAUUUAAUAACUUAGCCAUCAUGUCUUAUGACAGAUAUCUUGCUAUCUGUUAUCCUUUACAAUAUAACACACGUAUGACAUUUAAGAAGGUUGUCUUGCUUAUUGGUGUAUCAUGGUUCUACUCAUUUCUUACAAAUGGUGUCACAUUAUCUUUAAGUUCCCCUUUACAGCUGUGUGGGAACAUCAUUAACAAAGUGUACUGUGACAACUACUCUGUUGUUAAACUGGCCUGCUCUGACACCACAGCCAAUAACAUUUAUGGACUCAUUGUCACUUCUGUCUCAAUUUUAUGUCCUGUAUCUCUAAUCCUUUACACGUACAUGAGGAUUCUUAAAGUGUGUUUUUCUGGUUCUAAACAGACCAGACAAAAAGCUGUCAGUACCUGCACUCCUCACCUUGCUUCUCUCUUGAACUUUUCUUUUGGUUGUUUCUUUGAAAUAUUACAGAGUAGGUUUAACAUGAACAGUGUACCAAACAUGUUGCGAAUAUUUAUAUCUUUAUAUUUCCUUACAUGUCAGCCCCUUUUGAAUCCUGUGAUGUAUGGACUGAAUUUGACCAAAAUCCGUAACAUGUGUAAAAGUCUGGUCUUUGCUAAAAUGUAAGAUGUCUAACAGAUUUAAAUAAUUCACAAUAAGAAUAUUCAUGUCAUUCUUAAUACAAAGAUAAAAAACAUGCAAAGUCAACAGAGAUAAAUAUUGUAAUUUUUUGAGUUAACCAAAGUAACUUUGGUAAUUUGGGUCAUUUGUAAAGUGUUAAAAACUAACCCAAACCAGCUGGAGAAACCCAUGACUCACUUUCACUGAAGAAAUAAUAAAUAUUUGAU